Molecule: messenger RNA, 1792 nt
Organism: Vanessa tameamea
Lineage: Eukaryota; Metazoa; Arthropoda; Insecta; Lepidoptera; Nymphalidae
Product: pre-mRNA-splicing factor RBM22
Exons: 7
Coding region: 232-1422 (396 amino acids)
Cellular component (GO): U2-type catalytic step 2 spliceosome; Prp19 complex; U2-type catalytic step 1 spliceosome
Molecular function (GO): pre-mRNA binding; U6 snRNA binding; metal ion binding
Source: RefSeq, a predicted model, not a curated record
CCUGUGAAGCAGUACCUACUACGUACUGUCUUAUAAUUUUAUAAUACGAUUUAUUUGUGUUAAGUUCUUGCCAAAGAAUAUUCACUAUAAUACAUAUUUCAACGACUGUGAAAUACAUACUUCGUUAAGAUAAUAUUUAUUGUAUUAAAUCAUUCGCUUCCGUAAAAUAUUUUACUUCCUACUUUGUUAGUGAUAAAUUGACUCAAUUCUCAGUAAUAACUAAUAUCAAACAUGGCUAUGUCAAAAUCAACAAACACAUACAAUCGUCAAAAUUGGGAAGAUGCUGAUUUCCCGAUUUUAUGUCAAACAUGUCUCGGUGAUAACCCCUACAUUCGAAUGACAAAAGAAAAAUAUGGUAAAGAAUGUAAAAUUUGUAUUCGUCCAUUCACUGUGUUCCGUUGGUGUCCCGGAGCGAGAAUGCGUUUCAAGAAAACCGAGAUUUGUCAAACAUGCUCUAAAUUGAAGAAUGUUUGUCAGACCUGUCUCCUAGAUCUUGAAUAUGGGUUGCCAAUUCAAGUCCGAGAUGCUGCCCUUAAAGUACAGGAUGAUUUACCCCGUAAUGAGGUUAAUAAAGAAUAUUAUAUCCAGAAUUUAGAUAGCCAAAUGUCUAAGUUUGAUCCAACUCAGCCUAGCAAUUCAGCAUUGAAAUCAAAGGGUGCCUCAGACCUUCUAUUACGAUUAGCGAGGACUGCACCUUACUAUAAAAGAAAUAGGCCUCAUGUAUGUUCAUUUUGGGUAAAAGGCGAGUGCCGAAGAGGUGAAGAGUGUCCAUAUAGACACGAGAAACCUACAGAUCCUGAUGACCCAUUGGCCGACCAAAACAUCAAAGACAGAUACUAUGGUGUUAAUGAUCCUGUGGCUGAGAAGUUGAUGCGUAGAGCGGCUGCUAUGCCAGCUCUUCCUCCCCCUGAGGACAGAACAGUCACCACAUUGUACAUUGGUAACCUCCCAGAGAAUAUUGUUGAGGAAGAGUUAAGAGGACAUUUUUACCAAUAUGGGGAGAUACGAUCCCUCACAUUAGUGCCAAGAGCUCAAUGUGCAUUUGUGCAAUACACAACUCGCAGUGCAGCUGAACAUGCUGCAGAGAAAACUUUCAACAGACUAGUUAUAGCUGGAAAGAGACUUACAAUAAAGUGGGGUAAAUCACAAGGCCGGCAAGGUACCAAUGAGAAGAGCGAACCGCCACCACCGCUAGAACCUGUUCCUGGUUUACCGGGGACUCUGCCGCCACCACCUGCUUUCCUACAUCCGUUCCCACCACAAAUGCCACCGCCGCCCAGCCGGCCGAACGACUUCUUCAACCUGCACUACGCGGGCGGCUGGGGCGCUUGGGGCGCUCCGCCGCCGCCCGCGCUGCACUACCCGAGCCAGGACCCCGCCCGCCUCGGCGCGCACGCGCACGCCUCGCAGCCGCAGACCUAGUGCCCGCACUUGUACUACGUCACUCGCACCGGCACCGACUGAACAUUCUCUCCGGCUUAUCGACGUGUACGAUGUCGAUGUGUUUGUGACAUGUUUCCAUAUGAGUCGACCUAUAAAACGAUCUUAACUAAUUCGACAAUAAUGGAACAAAAAAAUAUUAUUUAAGUCUGUAUAAUUAUAAUUAGAGUAAAUUUGAAGUUUUUUACCUAAAGUAAAUGUAUGUAUGUGGAAUCUGAAAAAUCUGUCUCUAUUUUGAAUAUUUGGUGUUAUUCAAAUUUAAUAUUUGAAUGUUAAUAAGAGAAUAUAGUUAAGCUUCGUGUUAAUUAUGGUUAAAGUGUUUAAGAAAUAAAAUUGGUGAGUUAGAUCAAUA